UUUGGAUUUGUCAGGGGUUGUACUAGGUGAGUGCAGGUAGAGAAAACACAGCGGACCAUAAAAUAGCUGUGUACCAACGAACCCCCAGUCUGCCCCUGCUCUACAUAGCUGAACCAGGAUUAAAACAUUUUAGGACUGCAAUAUGACAAAUAAAAUCAGACAAUAGAUAAAAAAGAGAGAGGCUAAAACAGGGCUGCUAUGUUUGUUUAAAGCCCAGCAGAUGUUUUUUUUUUUCUUUUUCACAUCAGAUCAUAUAUAGUACAGUCCGCGAAACCAAAUCUAUUCAACAUUUCAAAACAUGAAAGAUCGCACCAGCUCGGAGCUUUGACGCGGAUUGUUUAAAGUGGAGCUCAAGUGUUUUGUGGGCUGUGGAAGAGUGGGAGGCGCCAUGUCGACAUUAAAAGUCCCAAACGAUUUCCACUCGGGUGCAGUUCAGUGACGAUGGGCCACUCCAACAACUGCCCCGAUCUGACGACCCGCUGGGACAGGAGGAAACAGCAAUGUGUGUCGUGCAAUUUCGCACCAGGGCGUGAAAUUACCCCUAACUGCGGCUUUGAUGACUACGGAGGGCGACACGAGCCCCCCACCACACCGUGCACAGGAAACACUUUUAAUGACGGCAGCAGAGCUUACUGUCAGCCGUGCACCACAUGCCCGCCGGGGUACGACACCGUCGGCCGCUGCAGCCUCACUGCAGACACCCAGUGCGGAGAAUCCAGAAGGCGGACGACCGAAGCUCCACACCAAGAGACGACGAAACCUCAGACAUUUUUCAGCAGGGCAUCAACGAUUCAGACAGAAUCCAGUUUAGCACCAAAGGCGGCAGCUACACCUGAUGUUCUGUGGGCGGUGCCACUGGCUAUCUGCAUUUCCAUCGCGCUUGUUGUGCUAUCUGUUUGUGCAAUCUACAUCAAGAGGAAAAGAGGUCAGAACAUGGUGUUGAGUUUUGACAGGAGGUCAUCGUACAUCAAUGCAGGGUUCUCCUCUCUCUCCAGCCCACCUGGUAACAAUGAUCUGGAGGACAUUCUGAGUCCUAUCGUCUUGGCAGCACCUCUUCAGACAGUGCUGAACAACCUGGACGUUCUGGAAGAGCUGGUGAUUUUGUUAGAUCCCGAAAGCCAUGGAGUAAAAAACACCAAACAUCUGGCCUCUCAUUGCUCCUUCCCCUCCACCUGGAUUACUUACACCUACUCUAUGAAGGACAGUAAGAGCCCUCUGAAAGCUGUGUUGGAGGGGGUUACCAGCAGGCACCCUGAAUGGACAGUAGGGCACCUGACUAAGAUGCUCAAACUUAUGGAGCGCAACGACGCCAUCGCUGUUCUGGCCAAACUCAGACUGAACGAUAUGGACGUGUAGCACUCCUACCAUCUCUAACUGCCAAACAACUUUCACUGUAGGGUUUGGACGGCAGAUGUUUGCCUUUCUCCGCUCAUGCCUGUGAGAGCCAAACUGUGCAGUUCAGAUGCUCAACUAAUUCCAGGAAACCACAAAGAAGAUCAUUUUGUGUCAUCGCUGCUAGGUUUGAAGUCACACAGCAGCGUCUUAGCGUACAUGCCACGGGCGCUACUUUUUUGUUCCAUUCUGGGAAUUUUCAAGGGCAGUACACAGAGCGUAAAUGGCACACACAGAAUUAGGACGCUGACAUAAAACAGCGAAAGGUAAAUGCAGUGAAGCGCAUUAGAGUGAUUUCAGACACAGCCAUAGCCAUUUAUCAGAGAGGAGGGGUCUAAGGAAAGAUGGUCUUAAGGUGCAUUAUGACAAGUGUAGGAGCCUCAAGUUGGAGCUUUCGUUUCUUAAUUUGUCUCUCAUGAGUUUUGAAAAUGUGCAAUACUACAGAAUUAGUGGCACAGAAAAGGAUUGAACUGGCAGCUACUCUGCAACCUGUUUCAAAGAGGUUUAUACUGAGAUGUGUCAUACAGGAAAGAAGUAGCUGCCAGUAAAAGCCUUUUUUUGAACCUUGUAGUGCUUACUUGUGAACAUAUUUUCUCAUUUGUCUGCCUUGAACUGCCCCCUUUUUUUUCUUUGUGCAAAGCUUCAAUAUUGGAAUCUUAAAUCACAUUUACCCCAUCUUUUUACAUUAAUAAUGAAAAUAAUGGAAUCUACUAUAACUAAUGAUUAUAUAAUAAAUGUUAAUUUUGUUUUUUUUAAAGCCUCUUGUAACAUUCCAGUUAAUGAUUAAUGCUUGACAUUACAUGUUUAUUUUUUACUACCACCUUUCAUAAUAAAAAAUGGAAUCUG
Chelmon rostratus (copperband butterflyfish) is the source of this 2238-nucleotide messenger RNA. It is a transcript of the gene igflr1, whose product is annotated as IGF-like family receptor 1. The transcript is spliced from 8 exons. Bases 442 to 1356 code for a protein of 304 amino acids. The record is from RefSeq and is a predicted model, not a curated record. Gene Ontology annotation, molecular function: protein binding. Lineage: Eukaryota; Metazoa; Chordata; Actinopteri; Chaetodontiformes; Chaetodontidae.